Molecule: messenger RNA, 4120 nt
Organism: Thunnus maccoyii (southern bluefin tuna)
Lineage: Eukaryota; Metazoa; Chordata; Actinopteri; Scombriformes; Scombridae
Product: glucose-6-phosphatase catalytic subunit 1-like
Exons: 5
Coding region: 2076-3149 (357 amino acids)
Biological process (GO): glucose 6-phosphate metabolic process; gluconeogenesis
Cellular component (GO): membrane
Molecular function (GO): glucose-6-phosphatase activity
Source: RefSeq, a predicted model, not a curated record
GCAACAUUAAUUACUCAUUAAAAGCAGUUCUGAAAAGGUGAGUUUUGUUUAGUGAUUUGAACAUAGACAUAUCUGUGCAGUCUCGGAUGUGUUUGGGGAGAGAGUUCCAGAAGGAGGGGGCAGCUAUGGAGAGGGCUCCUGGGUUACCCCAAGUCCAGGGUUGGUCCUGAGUGGUGGAGACAGGAGGUUAGCAUCAGAGGAAGGAGUGUGGUGGGGGAGCAGGUCAGUGAGGUGGGAGGGGGCCUGGUUAUGGAGGGCUUUGUGAUUCUGGAGAAGGACUUUGAAUUAGAUCCAUUGUGGACAGGGAACAGGAAUGGGUGAGCAGGCAAGCAGCAGAGUUCCGGACGUACUGGAGUUUAUUUAGGAUUUUGGAUGAUAUGCCAUAAAGAAUGCUGUUACAGUAGUCAAUUUUGGAUGUAAUGAAAGCAUGGAUCAGUGCAGUUUCAGCAGCAGUGAAGGAGACUGAUAGGCGGAGACAAUCUUUUUUACGUGGAAAAAGGCAGUUCUGGUGAUUUGUUUGUGAUUUGUUGCUGUUGAAAAUGAGGUGUGUGGGGAGGGACACAGAGCAAAGUUAUCAAUGGUGAGGCAGAAGUUGUGAUUAGUUUUGGGCCGAUGAUGAUCAUGUCUGAUUUAUCACAGUUUAGUUUGAGUAAGUUGGAUUGCAAUCAUUGUAGAAGCCAAAAUAUGAUGAACAUGUGGGAAAGUAAUACACAAAACACUUAGGGUUGCACAACACCAAUGGAUAGGCAAAAACAAUCUCCUUUAAAGGAGUUGUUUUCAAAAGUUCUGGUUACAAUCUCUGGGAAGCAAAACUUUUACCAGAUCGGCUUGACCUACGUUGACCUUCAUUGACCCAUCCAAAAAGCAUUAGGCCACCAGAUAAACGGGAGACACCUGGAAAUAAUAGGAAAGGGGGAGCAAAGUACACCACACGCAGAAAUGUCCAAAUGGUGCAGAGACAUCUACACCCAUUGGUCAAAGUCCAAGCGAUCAUUUUUCUUACGAAAGUGCCAAAAACAUAGACAGGAUGUCACAUCUGCUUUUGGUAUAAAUAGGUGUGGGUGUGAAGUUGAAGGGGGGCUGCAUUGAUGAUUUUCUGAGUUCUGUAUGUUCGUGUGUAAUGAAAUAAACUCCCGUUGGUUGUCUGCUCAUCUCUCUGGUCUCAGCGUUUGAUGUGAACAUCUUUAAUAUAGCCUGAUUUGAAACCCCAAUACCAUGAUUUAUUUCAGUGAGGCAGUUGGUGAGAGGAGCGGUGGAGGAGGUGCAGUUGUUGAUGUUGAUGAACUGUUGUCUGUUUGUGAGAAAUGUUUUUAACCAGGAUAGGGCAUUACUGGUGAUGUUGAGGGAGGAUUCAAGGUGGGAGAGAAGAAUGGUGUGGUUGAUGGUGUUGAAAGCUGCAGUGAGGUUGAGGAGCAUGAGAAUGCUGAGGUGACCAGAGUCUGAGGAGAGGAGGAGGUAGUUGGUGGCUUUGAGGAGGGCUGUUUCAGUGCUGUGCUGUGAGUGGAAACUGGAUUGAAAUGGUUCGAACUGGUCAUUGGAGAUGAGGUGGACUUUUAGUUGGGAGGCGACAAAACAUUCCAGUAUUUUUGAAGAAAUUGGAGAUUGAAGAUGGACUAGGAAUUGCUCAUGAUGUAAGGGUUGAGUCCAGGUUUUUUGAGGAUGGGGGACUGAACCAGAACUGAAGGAGGAGUUAAUGAUUUCUGUGAUGAGUGAGGAGAUGAACAAGAUUGGAAGGGAUGGGAUCCAAAUCACAAGUGGAGUGUCUGAUUCCAUUCCUCAUUCUGAUGUUAAAAAAAAAAAAUAGCAGGUACCUAUUGUAAAAUUACAAGGUACAGUAUGACCCGUUUUGACACCACAGUCAGGUCCAACAUAGUAUGCUUCACUGUAGCUGAACCCGUACUAAACUGCAGCACAUAUAACUUCGGGACAAAUACACAGAUUUACUAUUACUAAUACUAAUUAAAUCUGCGUCCUGUUUCUGUGUCUUGGGUAUAAGUGAACACACACACACACACUAACAUAUGUAGGUAGAUGCUAUUACACUUUGUCUCUUUGCCCACCCUCUUGCAGUGGUAAUGGACUUGCUCCACAGUUCUGGUGUGAGCAGUACAUACUACCUGCAGACCCAAUACAGCCAUAGCCAGAGCUACUUCCUGUUAGUCUCCAUGGCAACGGACCUACACAACACCUUCUUCCUGCUGUUCCCCAUAUGGUUCCAUGUACGGCAGGCCGAAGCAGUCAAACUGGUGUGGGUGGCAGUAGUGGGAGACUGGGUCAACCUGAUGCUGAAAUGGCUUUUGUUUGGAGAGCGUCCCUAUUGGUGGGUUCAGGAAACACGUUUCUAUGGCAACUCCUCCCAGCCAGUGAUAGAGCAGUUCCCUAUGACAUGUGAGACUGGGCCAGGAAGUCCAUCAGGUCAUGCCAUGGGCGCUGCUGCGGUGUACUACACCAUGAUGUCAUCAUUCCUCACGACAGUGCUGAAGAAAGAUGGAAACCAAAUAAAGAAAUGGUGUGUGUGCGUCUCACUAUGGACGCUGUUCUGGUGUGUGCAGGUGUGUGUGUGCAUCUCUAGAGUCUUCAUCGCUGCUCACUUCCCACAUCAGGUCAUCAUGGGAGUUAUCAUAGGUAUCCUGGUGGCAGAAUCCCUCAGCCGAAUCCAGCAGAUCUAUGAGGCCCGUCUGCAUUCCUACCUCCUCAUCUCCUUGCUCCUCCUCUCCCUGGCUCUCCUCCUCUACCUGUGCCUCUGGCUGGUAGGUGUUGAUCUCCUCUGGAGUGUGGAGAAAGCACGGCUGUGGUGCCACCGGGCAGAGUGGGUCAGCGUGGACACCAACCCACUCGCCAGCUUGUUCAGAAACACUGGAACUCUGCUGGGGCUGGGUCUGGGGCUCCACUCUCCCCUGCAUGCGCACGCCAACAGAGUGGUGGUCAGCAGGGGAACUGACGGCACCAUCUACAGGUUUAUCUCUUUAAGUGCAACGCUGGUGCUGCUGCAGUUAUUUGACUCUGCUUUUAAGCCACCUGUCCACAAUGGGGCUCUGUUCUAUCUACUGUCAUUCUGUAAAAGUGCCACUGUGCCUCUGGCUACUGUGGCUAUUGUGCCCUACUAUGUGGCUGCAGCACUGGGCUACAAGGGGAAGAAGCUGGUAUGAGGCAGAUGGCUGCACAAUACAUGCACUGGUGAACCUUUGUGCAUCAUGUCAUAUACUGGUGAAGCUGUGACUUUAAAUCUUCUCUAUAUGGCCAAAAGUAUGUGGACAAUACUUGAAUGUCCUUUUGGUAUUUCACGGUUUGGUCUUUAUAUCCAACUAAUGCAAAUCUAAAUGCUACAGCAUACAGUGAUAUUUUAGACAACAGUGUACUUCUAAAUUUGUGGCAACAGUUUGGGUUUUGCCAUUUCCUUUUUCAACAUGACAAUGCCUCCAUACAGAAAGCCAGCUCCAGAAGGAAAUGCUUUACCCAGUUUGGCAUGGAAGAACUUGACCUGACCUCAACCCUAUCCAACGCCUUUGGGAUGGACUGGAACACCAACUGCGAGCCAGGGCUCUCAUGUAAACAUCAUGUGCCAGAAUCAGUGGAGAGCUCAGUCGUUAAAUUUGAACAGAUUAAAGAUCCUGAAGACAUACUUUCUCAAUCAGCUUCUUACUAUAAAUGACAGGAUCCUACAUGAACACCAAAUGAUCUGUUGAACAGUUUUGGUUAUUUCACAUGACAUGGUUUUCUGUAUCUGUGUUUUUGUCUGCGCUUCUCACUGAUUUGAAGUGGGCGGGUCUCAGUUAGAAAAAGAUGAUGUAUGUACUGGUACUUUUGUGAACCAAUCAUUUAGCAUUAUUUGAAUCAAAAUCUGAUGAGAGUGGCAGGGUUGUUUGCUGAUGUUGCCAGAUGAAGCAGAUUACAUGUAGAGUUUAACUAUAAAAUGAUACAGAAGGAUGCUUUUAUCCAAGCUUUAACAUUGAUUGUUGCAUAUGUUGUAAUGAAUAUUUCAUGUUAUAGAGACAUAAUUACAAUUUAAAAAGAAGUUUUCAGAGGCUGAUAAAAAAUGUGUCUUUUGUGUAUUUCUCCACUGAUACAAUUUUGAUGGAUGGAUUGCUAUAAAAUUUUGUACAGACAUUCAUGGUCCUCA